UCUGUUAUAGGCGUAUGCUCUGAUAGUCCUAUAAGGGAUAUAAUAAGAUAUCCGGCAACAUAUAUCCGACCAUAGGUUUGCAAAUGGCCAACUGUAUAUGUCGUUAUUUUCUCAUUAUAGGAAACGGUAUCACUAUCGACAUUUCUGGAAGCGUGACCGAGAUAUUGACAUCUUUGACAACGAUUUCAGUGUAAACUACUUAUGGAGGCCAAGGGAGACAGUGCUGCCACAGUUGUUUCUCCUAAUCCAGCAUCAGAUUUUAUGGAUGAGCGAGGUGAUGCCUCAUCUCAUGGAGGCAACACUGAGGUGGUAGAGACACAGGAAAGUGAAGCCUCAAAUCUUGAUGCAGAACCUCAAGCAGCAGAGCAGUCUGUGACUGAAAGUAAACCAGAUGAAGCACCUGGGCCUACUAGUGCUGCCACAAAUAAUGGUGAAAAAGACAGUAUUGCAUCUGAUGAAAAUGUGGACUUGACACAAGAUGAUAAGGAAGGUAGUUCUGAUUCUCAGAGUGAACCGUUUGAGAUGCUGAAAAUACCUGAUCAAGGGGAGGCAACUCCAACACAUUCCAAUAUUGGUGAUGAGGCUGAAAUAGUGGAUGUCACAAAGGACGUAGACCCAGACAGUGUGAAAGAAAAGGAUGUGCCUGAGAAGAAGGAAGAGGAAGAUGGUUGUAUGGACAUACUGGGAAAUGGUUUGCUGAGGAAGAAGGUGACAAAGAAGGGAGAAGGCCACGAUUCACGUCCUCAACACGGCGACAUGGUGACACUGAAAGCCGAGGGUCGUCUUGAGAAUGGCACGGUUGUAGACAAGCAGGAGGCUGUCACAUUUGCACUUGGAGAUGGCGAUGUUAUACAAGCCUGGGACCUGGCAGUGUCUUUGAUGGAGACAGGAGAGCACUGUGAACUCAGAACAGCAGCUAAAUAUGCAUUUGGAGCCACCGGCAGAGAGCCAGACAUCCCUGCUGAUGCCACCAUCACGUACACCCUGGAGCUUGUCAGCAAAGCGCAAAGCCCCAUGCUCAGCAGCCUGUCGUUGAUAGAGCGCUUGAAGAAAGGGGAAACCAAGCGAGAGAGGGGCAAUUUCCUGUUUGGAAGGAAGGAUUACACUGGAGCCAUUAACUCCUACUCAAAGGCCAUUACGGUACUGGAAUAUCCUGGCAGCACUGAUGGCGCCGAGACCAACACAUUGCAGGAAGUCUUGGACUCCAAACUCAAAUGCUACAACAAUUUGGCUGCUUCUCAACUAAAGAUUGAUGCUUAUGAUGCAGCAAUCAGGUCCUGUGAGGGCGUACUGAAGAGUCAGCCAGACAAUGUCAAAGCCUUGUACAGAAUAGGAAAGGCAUACAGUUCCAAAGGAGAGAAUGAGAAAGCUUUAUCUUAUCUGAAGAAGGCCUUGAGUAUAGAUCCAGCAUCAAAGAUUAUCCAUGCAGAGUUGUCAAAGCUUAGUCAGAAGUUAAAGGCAGACACGGACUCUGAGCGGGCAAUGUACCGGAGAAUGAUGGGAGCAAAUAAGCCGUCAAAGAAGCCAAGUAGUGGUCCAUCUUGGUGGAAGAUGCCCCUGAUAUUUGGUGGUGUGAUGGCAGGAGUAGUAUCUGUGGGUCUCGCAGUAGCGUACAGAUAUGGCCAGCACUGACACUGACUGCUCCCAUGUCAAGAAGCGGGACAGAACAUUGUGACACAAGGGGCGAGACAGUAUAAAACCUGUGACAGCUGGGGGCAUGAUAACGUGACACCUGUGACAGCUAGGGGUGUGGCAGUGUGACAUUGUGACAGCGAGGGGCGUGGCAGUGUGACAUUGUGCCAGCUUGGGGCGUGAUAGCGUGACACCUGUGACAGCUAGGGGUGUGGCAGUGUGACAUUGUGACAGCUAGGGGCGUGGCAUUGUGACAGCUAGGCGCGUGAUAUUGUGACACCUUAGGACAUCACAGUGUGACAGCUAGGCGCAUGACAGUGUGACAUUGUGACAGCUUGGGACAUCACAGUGUGACAUUGUGACAGCUAGGGGUGUGGCAGUGUGACAUUGUGACACCUCAGGCGUGACAUUGUGACAGCUUGGGACAUCACAGUGUGACAGCUAGGGCCUGACACUGUGACAGCUAGGGGGUGUGAGAUUGUGACAGCUAGGGGCGUGGCAGUGUGACAUUGUGACAAUGUGACAGGUGUGACAUUGUGACAGCUUGGGGUGUGACAUUGUUAUAGCUUGGGGCGUGGCAGUGUUACAUUGUGACAACUAGGGGCGUGAGAGUGACAUUGUGACAACUAGGGGCGUGAGAGUGACAUUGUGACAGCUAGGGGCGUGACAGUGUGACAUUGUGACAGCUAGGGGCAUGACAGCGUGACAUUGUGACAGCUUGAGGGGUGACAUUGUUACAGCUAGGGGUGUAGCACUGUGACAUUGUGACAGCUAGGGGCGUGACAGUGUGACAUUGUAACAGCUAGGGGCGUGACAGUGUGACAUUGUGACAGCUAGGGGCGUGACAGUAUGACGCCUGUGGAUUGAAUCCUUUUGAGACAUUAAUUAUGAUUUUCAUCCACCCCUUCAAUGAGUAUGAAAACAAGAUGAAAUAUUCUGGAUGUUUAUAUAUAUAACUAACCAUACCAUAAAGUUAACAUUUGUCCAGAAUGAUCUACUACAGGAUAUGUGAACUUGUUACUUGUGCAUAUGGAUUGACCAAAGAACAUUUGGAAUAAUCUCAAACCUGAACAUUUGUGAAGAAUGAGAGUACCAAUCAUCCAGCAACUACUCGACAGUGGAAGGGAGGUAACUCAGGACUAUGACAUAUGAUGUUAGUCGCAGGAGUUGUUUGGUUAAUUAUUUACUGCAGAGGAGGUUGUAAUUGUGCAAUAAAUUUGUAACAAUUGUGUAAGUAUAACAACAUGUUAUACAGAAGACAUGUCUACACAUAUUCCCAACCAUUCGUGACCAACUCGUGUUAUUCCGGGACAAACCAAAUGGCGACUCAUGCCGCUUGUGGCCAUUUUUGUGACCAGGUUCCGUUUUAGUGCAAAGGGGGCAUAGCUAAACAAAUUGUCAACUUGUUGCGUAAUGAUCCAUGUAUAUUUCCCCAUAUAUUAUAGAAUUUCGGAUGCAAUUUAAAGCACGUCGGGACAUACGGUAUUAUACAGUAUGAGUAAACACAUGUGACUGUAUGUCGGGUAUAUUUGUAGAUGUAAGACAUAUGUAAACACAAAAAUUAUUCCUGAGGGAUUCUUUGAUCGAAGGACUUGAAGUCAUACACGCAUUUUGAUUGGUUUGUCAUAUUUUCGCACAAAACAUUUAUGAAUAGGGGGACGAGUCUUUUGGAGGUUACGGAAAGGGGCGAGUGGUGACGAAUAAUUCCCAGCUGCUUAAUAUACUACUGGUAUAUUUGCUCUCAGUGUGUUACCAGUUGUCUGCUUUGGUAGAUAUUGUAUACAAUGUAUCUGUGAAAUGGUUGUCAAGUAAAUGAGACUCUUUAUGAGUUAUGGUUAUGACAAUCAAAAGGAGCCUGGUGAUUAUGGUUGUUAAUCGCUGUUAUCUUUCUAAUAUUCAAAUGUAUUUACGACUUUUUGUCGCAUGUUCUGACAUCUUGUCUUACAUCUGUCAUGAAUGUAGGCAAACAUUAAGUCAUGAAUAUGAGAAUUAUAGUGCCAGCAUGUUGGUUAAAAUUUGUGCGACAACUUUAUCAAGAUACCGCACAUGAGUUUACAUACACUGAGAACAUUAUUUCAACUAGUUUCUACUUAUGACUAUAUCAUACUGCUAAUCCGAUAUCAGAAGAUGAAUUAAACAGAAAGAGAAUACAGAUUCAGUCAAACAUAACUAAGUGUAUAAUGAUAUUCUUUUUUUUUUAACACUUUUUUCUUGCAAAAUCACUAGUGGAACUUAGGUGGUUGUAUUACUGAAAUUUGCAAGAUUUGCAUGGUUUAAUAUACCAGAACCUUAUGUCAGCUUUCGAUGUGUUAUAAAAAAACAUAGUCAAUAAUCUUAGAAAUGUUCAUGCACUAUGCGAAGAUGCCUGGAAUUAACUAAAAGGGAAACCCAGCUGGGUUAUCGGCUAUAAAUAGAGUCAUCUGAAUAGAUAAUGUGUGUACAGAUCAUAGAGAUUUUGUUGCCAGGAACCUGGAGUGCUGUGUAACACAUUGUUACACUUAUGGUUGAGAGCGAGGUAUGGCAUUGUGGAACUUUGGGGUAUACCAGUAACUGACAUGAACAAGCAGAACUGAGUUUGGGGAUGAUAAAUAAUAAAAAUAUACUUACUGGAUGUGGAACAAUAUAUAUCAUCAGAUGAUAUGUUUUCGGACAACCAUAUUUAUUGCGAGUACUUCCACUUUAACAAGGGUUGUGUCACACAGAUAUUGUAAAUACUCAGAUGAUGGCUUGAUUUUAAGAUAAAGUUGUCUUUUAUAAGUGAGAGAGAUGUUUUACGGUUGUUCUUUUGAUAAGCGAGAAAACAAGGGGAUACUAACAAUUCAGGAAUCUGUUAUUGUUUAUAAGCAGAGGUCAAGGGAAAAGAACCAUUUUGGAGUUUUUGAAUGUGGUCUUGCUUCCUGAAGUAUUUUGAUGUUUAGGAUCUCAAGUAUUGUAAAUCUGUGUACGGUCUUCAUGAAUGUUGACAUGUGAAGACCCAUCCCCAGUUAUCUCCCCUAACCAACAAUGUUCAUGAAUCUUCACGGCUUUUACAUGGACUUCGUUUCCCUGCUGUUGUGACGGGAAAAUAUAUUAUGCAAAUCUUCCCAGUAUGUACCCUCCCCAAAUGCAUGUCAUAUUUUUAGGUCACCCUCCCCAGUCCUUGUACUAUAUUUUAUUAUGAAAAUGUCAAUUUUUUUAUGACCCUCCCCAAAUAUGAGUAUUAUUUUAAUGACCCUCCCUAGAGACUGUCGUAUGUUUUGUGACCCUCCCCGGAUUCCUUCUGACCCAUGCUGGAUUCCUUCUGACCCACCCCACUUUUUUUUAAAUGACCGGUACCGAAGGAGUAAUGUGCAGGCCAAUACAAGAAAGUAUGUAACAUGUGUCUGUCCAAGCACACGUCUCAUUUAUACUUGCAAUGUGCAUAUGUUCAUCUGUUACAGUUGAUUUGUUACUGAAUAGUGCAAAUGAUUGUAGACUUUUAGAUACCUUGGCCCUGUUCCACAAAGCAAUCUUAGUGCUACGACUGUCCUAAGUCUUUGUUAAAGUAUGGGAGUUACGAUUGUCUUAGCGCUAAGAACACUUUGUGGAACUGCACCCAGUACUAUAUGCAUCACCCUCCAACAUGGGACCAGGCGUACAAUGUGAAUAGCUUGUAAUGAUGAAUUGCUGUAUAUUAUAAUGUGAAUUGUAUUGUUGAGUGAAGUCUGUACUCCAGAAAUGUGCAUUUGGAAGUUCUGGUGUUGAAAGCAAGGAUCAGUGUUUGUUAUAACUGUAUUUUAGCAAGAUUGUGAUGGAUGAUUUGAUAAUUAAAUUGCAUACAUCAA
Haliotis rufescens (red abalone) is the source of this 5435-nucleotide messenger RNA. Its product is annotated as peptidyl-prolyl cis-trans isomerase FKBP8-like. Bases 202 to 1632 code for a protein of 476 amino acids. The record is from RefSeq and is a predicted model, not a curated record. NCBI's taxonomy places the organism in Eukaryota, Metazoa, Mollusca, Gastropoda, Lepetellida, Haliotidae. The transcript has 11 exons. Gene Ontology annotation, molecular function: peptidyl-prolyl cis-trans isomerase activity; protein binding.